GCCCCGCCUCCUUUCACGUCCCGCAGACAGCUCCGCCCUCUGGUGACGCUGCGUUCGCGGCCCCGUCGGGAUAAACGGCGCGCGAGAGGAAGAGGCGGCGGUUGGGAAAAUGGACGAAUAUCAAAGCGGAGAGGAGACUGCAUUUAUUGUUGAUGAAAUAAGUGGUAUUAUUAAAGAGUCAAUAGAGACUGCAAUUGGUGGAAAUGCAUAUCAGCCAAGCAGAGUUAACCAGUGGACAACUAGUGUGGUGGAACUCUGUCUAAGUCAGCUCACCAAACUGGGCAAACCCUUCAAGUAUAUUGUGACCUCUGUGAUAAUGCAGAAGAAUGGAGCUGGUCUGCACACAGCUAGUUCCUGCUACUGGGACAACAAUGCUGAUGGGAGCUGCACUGUGAGAUGGGAGAAUAAGACCAUGUAUUGUAUUGUCAGCGUCUUUGGGCUGGGUAUCUGAAAUCUUGACUACUGCUAGAUGCUACAUUCAACCUUCCUUCAAAGACCAUGACUGUGAAGCACUAUAUAGUGUAACUAGAAGGCAACUAGUUACUAUAGUACACCCUUUGUCCAGUAUAUCUCAUCUUCAGUAUUGCUUUGAUGCUAAGGAUUUUUGUUUUUAUCUGCCAUCAUUUUAAUUCUAUGUUGCACAUAAAGAAACAAGCAACACUUUUCAUGUAAAGUUGUUGUUUAAAAUAAAUAUGGAAUGUUUAAUUUAAACUUUAA
Pristis pectinata (smalltooth sawfish) is the source of this 717-nucleotide messenger RNA. RefSeq names its product dynein light chain Tctex-type 1b (gene dynlt1b). Gene Ontology annotation, cellular component: cytoplasm; cytoplasmic dynein complex. Gene Ontology annotation, biological process: microtubule-based movement. NCBI's taxonomy places the organism in Eukaryota, Metazoa, Chordata, Chondrichthyes, Rhinopristiformes, Pristidae. Gene Ontology annotation, molecular function: dynein intermediate chain binding. The transcript is spliced from 5 exons. The record is from RefSeq and is a predicted model, not a curated record. The coding region runs from base 110 to 451 and encodes 113 amino acids.